AUGUCGUUCACACCUACAAAACCACAUCUCACCACCGCUCCUUCCUCUUCCUCAUCCACUCGAUCGCCUAAUCCUAACGUGCUCUUGGCUCAAACUACUGGCGAAAGGAACCUUGCUUCUUCCUCAACUUCAUCAUCUCAGAUAGGACCGAGUCAAACGAAUAGAUCUGAUCAAGUACUCUAUCGGUUUUAUCUCAAGACUGUGGGGGUCCUGGUAGAUGGAAGACUGACCCAUUAUGGAGGAGCUGUAGGGAAGAAGACAGGCGAGAAGAAGAAAGAUAAAUGGUUCAAUCUCAUUCUUCCUGAGGUCGACUUGUAUAAAUCCGAUUUACAACUAUAUCGAUCUAUAUCUUCUUAUCACCCAUAUUCAGAGUCAGGAUCGAGUCCCUCUCCAGAAUCAUGUACUAUCCCUCCACUUCUCAUCGCCUUCACUCUGGAUACGAGUGAUAUACCGAAUGGUCAGGCGUUAUUGUGGAAUAGAGGCGGUGGGAAGAUACCUCUUGACGUUGGGUUAGCAGGAAAGGGCAAAGGCAAAGAGAAGGAGAAGAAGACCGGGAUUGUCUUGGAACGAUGGACAUUCAGAGCGCAAUUACCCCUCUCCGAUAUACCUUAUUCCUCUCAACUAGCGCCUCAUACAGCUUAUAGAAUUGGUAUCAUCCAUUUCCGAGCGCUCUUCUCCCUUAUUCGACUUCUGCCUGCUUAUCGUCUGUUUCGUCGUUUGCGCCGGUCGAAUAACGGUCUUCGCAUGGGGUUGAAGUUGUGGGGUCCGGAAGGAUUUCCCAAUACUCCAGAAGGGCUUGUGGAAGCGUGGGAAAUAAUGGAGCGCGGACUUGUGGGACUAGAUACAGGGCUAGACAAUUUAGUGUCCAGCGAAGCAGUCCCACCUGAAGAGAUCGAACAAUACGAUUUUCCAAAACUGGAUCUGUUUGGGAACGAAUAUACAUUAACUGCAGAAUAUAGACCAGAGGUGGAUUUUCACAUCGAAGACAUGGAGGCUGUUCUGAGUGAAAAAUUCGUUGAUAUGGAUGAAGAUUGGUUCACACCCACUGUUUCCCGUCGAAACACGGAAGAUGAAUCAAACACAACCACUAGGUCUGCCUCCAAUCCGAGCAGAAUCAAGCCUGAAACAAAUAGAAAGUCAUCCUUACCUACACCCAUUAUCUCCAACAACUCUCCUAUACCUCAAAGGCAGCCUGCUCUAGCUGUUGGAUCAUUAGUAUCUGCAGGGGGAGGAUCAUUCUCGGCUACCACAAGACCUGGCGGAAGUAGAGUACCGUCUAGUCAUGAAAAGAGGGGAAAUGUUGGAAGUAUUGGAACAGAUAGAUGGAGUUCUUUUGCAGAAGGUCUACCGUUCGCUGGGCAGACAUCACUUACAAGUCAAGGUCAAGAGCCGCCUUCGCCCAAUAUGGCUACACCGGCUGCGAUAGUAGCAGCUCGAAGAUUGUCUGGACAUUCCAUUCAACCUUUUGCUUCUGCGUCACCUUCGACUUCGCUAUUGAGGUCGACACCGCCUCAAGCUUAUGUGGGAUCGCCUAUUCCCGUAUCCUCUGCUCGACCAGUCAUGGGAUCAUCUCGACCAUCAUCUGUAGGCAGGACUAGCUCUUUUCUAUCGCAAUCUGGAAGAUCGUUUACCCAUGCCCAAUUAGCAAAUAUGUACGCAGGCUCUGCCUCUCCACCAGUGACUGGUGCCAUGUCAGGUAUGGGCGUUCAGAUACCCACCUCUUCCCCUGCUCCAGGUCAAUCGCCUGUCUCACCCUCUUCACUUAGCUUUACAAAACAGCCUGUACCCAGAAGUAUUUCAGGGAGACCAUUAUAUAUGACCCCUAGUGCCUCUUCACCUUUCAUACCUGAAUCACUAGAGAGAGAAUCACCCUUGUCUUCAGCUUCAGGUGCACCGGGCAUCAUCAAGCGUUACUCGUCUUCACUGUCUCAGCGAUCAGGUCGAGCUGUCAGCGGACCGGCAGGUGGUAGCAUGACGAUGGCUGCAACAAGUGGAUCUCAAGGAGGUAGUGGUGGAGAAGGUAGUUUACCUGGAAGUGUCGGACAAGGACUACUUCGACGUACGAGUACAAGAGAAAGUGGACUACGUCAUAGCCUUGAAGGACCAAGCGUUGGCAGAAUGCCUGUACCUGAUGAGGAUGAUAUCCAGGCUUUCCUAAAAACCCUCGAAGCCUUACCUCAACCACCUUCGCUUGUUGCUCAAGCUAUUCAGUCAUCGCGAUCCCAUCUUCCUUCGACUUCUUCAUCACUUUCAGCUCCUUCUGUCCCACUUACUCCUUCCCCAUUACUCACUUCAGCAUCUGGUUCACCAGGGAAUGGAGGAACGGCAACGGCCAAUAUGUAUGGUGGUAGAAUACCCAUGACUCGACAACAGGUGGACGAUGAACUCAAACGUAUGGCCGGCUCGUUUUCGAACAACACUCUCUCUUUCGGUCCCACAAUUGAAUCUGAACCAUCAUCAAUCAGAGCAUCAAGUUCCAACUCGACAAAUCCUUCUUCCAUCGGGCUCCUCAGUGCUAGUAGACCCAGUUCAGCUAACAGAAGAGUAUCGAAUUUGGAAAUUAAUCGCGAACCACCUUCAUCUUCAAGACCGAUGUACAGACGUCAAACUUCAGGUGAGAAAUCGCCUUUGGGACCUGGUUCAAUUAAAUCGCCAGUUAGAGCAAGUCCAAUGCAACCUCUAAAAUCCGCUGAUGGAGUAAAUAAGCACUCCUUGAAUGCUCAAAGUAAUAUCGCCGCUAGAAGUUUACCUGGGAGAGGAAGAGCGAGUGAUUCGAUCACUGUCUUGGAUGAAGAACACCUAUCUUCGAGAGCUGGGACCGGAGCAUCAAGCGUGAAUCCGAUUGGUGUACCUGGAAUGGGAAUCUUGUCUCCGCAAAAUACUGGUGGUACCGCCAACAACGAUUCCAUUAGAUCUAGAAGAGGUCCAGUUUUACUUAGAGGUGGAUUUGGUGACUCAAAUGUCUCCGGUAGACCUACAACGGCAACCUCCAGUCCGUCUCACAGUCCAGUAAGAGACAUAACCCAUAAAGCAACAGGUGUAGGAUUGGGUAUACGAGAAAAUCAGGGUCAAUCACAAGGAGGACAGAUUUCGAGAGGUAUGACUACCAUAGAAGGAGAUGAGACAACUUCGUCCAACAAUAUAGGCGGAUAUGUCAUUGGUGGAUUCAAAUCACCUUACUCGCGAAGGUUAUCAGCUGUCUCAUCAUCAUCUAUCACACCCGGACCAAAUUCUUCGAAUGCAGCUACCGCACUAACAGUUGAAUCUGGAGGCGGAGGAGCCGGAGGGAUAUCAGGAUAUCCAGGUCUGCCAACUCCUUCAUCUAGAUCGUUGAAAGAGCAGAGAACUGCUCCUUCCUCAUUAGGUAGAGAAGAAGUUCCAAUCGGCGUAGGGAUGCAGACCGGAAACAAUGUUAAUCCCGGUUUGCUCAGAGGCAGGACAUUCAGAUCAGGUAGCGAAGCUGGUAUAGGUAGAUUGAGUGAAGAUGAUUUAGAAGGAAAGAUGAGUGGAAUAGAUCUAUCGGGACGAGACAAGUGA
Molecule: messenger RNA, 3537 nt
Organism: Kwoniella shivajii
Lineage: Eukaryota; Fungi; Basidiomycota; Tremellomycetes; Tremellales; Cryptococcaceae
Exons: 3
Coding region: 1-3537 (1178 amino acids)
Biological process (GO): mitophagy; protein localization to phagophore assembly site; piecemeal microautophagy of the nucleus
Cellular component (GO): cytosol; Atg1/ULK1 kinase complex; phagophore assembly site
Source: RefSeq, a predicted model, not a curated record